Molecule: messenger RNA, 1380 nt
Organism: Durusdinium trenchii
Lineage: Eukaryota; Dinophyceae; Suessiales; Symbiodiniaceae
Source: the annotation of a GenBank genome assembly
AUGCCCCUUGCUGACGUGGACCACCUCAGUGAUUGCGAGCCCCUCGAAGAAGCUAUGAAAAAGCCAUCGACGGCAAAGGUGCCCAAGACCUUCAAGCCGACCCCGAAGUUUGGGCGCCUCAAGCUCGAUGGGACUGUCGAUGCUUUCAAGCCUGGGAGCUGGCCAUUUCGGCCAAGAAAGAAACUGGUUAUCAAGUUGGAUGUGAAGAAGCCACGGAAGGAUGCCAAACUCCCUCGUAAAGGGAAGCUGGUUUGCGGCAAAUCCCUGACAUUGUCAGGGUUCGGCACGAUCCGCUGCUUUUCAGCAACGACGCAAGCCAACACGAAGUUCCUCUCAGUCAGGGGCAGUCGUGACUUUGCGACCCAAGUGUUCCAUUGGGUUGACUAUAAGAAGGCAGUUCGAGAUGCCCAGCAAGUCCCCGGCAAAUUUGUCACCCCAGAGCUCGGCGAGUGGCUCCAUGGCAUCCCUUUGGGCUGGUCUAACCCUGAACCGGACAGUGUUCAACAAGACCCGAAGCUGACUUUGCCCUGGCUCACCUCUUGCCCGCACCGAUAUCGCGUGGUGAGCCUCUUUGCCGGCAUCCUUGGCCUGGAUCUAGGCCUGUCGCGGUGGGUCCACUCCAUUGGAUUUGUUGAGAACAACCCCUACUGCAGGAAGGUGAUUGCUUCCAGGAUCCAAGAUGGCUUCUUCAACAAGGAUUCGGUGGUGCAUGAUGAUGUCACCACCUUUAAGAUGUCACAGGUGGAACAUUUGUCUCCCGAUGGUCUCAUUGGUGGAUGGCCAUGCCAGGGUGCUUCAAAGGCAGGCAAGAAGCUGGCUCUCAAAGACAAGCGAACCGCUUUGCUCACUGAAAUCUUUCGGCUUUGGGAUUCUGCACCCUAUCUGAAAUUUAUGAUCUUGGAGAACGUGGGAAAUGUGCUGGGCAAAGAUAUGGUGGAGAUCCUCGAGUACAUCAAGCAGGCUGCCAUGCGGCGUUGUCUUGAUCUGCGCUGGGCCUCUGUGACUGGCCACAUGGUUGGAGCGCCAGUAUGGAGGGAGCGGACCUUCUUCAUGUUUCGCCGCGUUGGCUUCAUCUUCUUCAAGGCCAUGCCGUAUGUGGUCCCCAACGAGGACUUGAAGACUUGGCCCCAGAAUGAUUGGAGUGAGUCUGUAAAGCCACCCCUGAAGUCCUGGUUGGCCACCUCCAGCACGCCGCUGGCACGAGACCGCCUCAAGGCUGUUGGGAACUUGGUGAUGCCCAGGGUGGCAUACAUGGCUGUGAAUAUCAUUGGCCAUCAUCACCUUGAGGAAGGGGAACCCUCGCUAAACGCUGGGCUCAUGUUUCUUCUAUUCAAAAUUCAAGCCAUGCUAAUAUUGGCUUGGUUAGAUAGAUCCUGUUAG